AUGGAGAAAAGGACAGCUAUCUACGAUAUAUUUCAGAGACUUUUUUGCCUUUUUUACACUGACUCCCUCCUCCUCCUCCUCCAGGAAACCCAGCGCUUGCUGGCAGAACCAGUCCCUGGGAUAAAAGCAGAGCCAGAUGAGAGCAACGCACGUUAUUUUCAUGUGGUCAUUGCAGGUCCACAGGAUUCUCCCUUUGAGGGUGGGACAUUUAAACUUGAACUAUUCCUUCCAGAAGAAUAUCCAAUGGCAGCUCCUAAAGUACGUUUCAUGACCAAAAUUUAUCACCCUAAUGUAGACAAGUUGGGAAGAAUAUGUUUAGAUAUUUUGAAAGAUAAAUGGUCCCCAGCUUUGCAGAUCCGUACAGUUCUGCUAUCAAUCCAGGCUUUGCUAAGCGCUCCCAAUCCAGACGAUCCGCUAGCAAAUGAUGUAGCAGAGCAGUGGAAGACCAAUGAAGCCCAAGCCAUAGAAACAGCCAGAGCAUGGACUAGGCUAUAUGCCAUGAAUAAUAUUUAAAUUCACUCUGAACAUCAAGUGUGCAUCACUUCUCCUGUUCUGCCAAGACCUCUUCUUUUUUGUUUUGUUUUUUGUUUGCAUUUAAUGGACACAGUCUUAGAAACAUUACAGAAUAAAAACCCAGACAUUUUCAGUCCUUUGGUGAUUAAAUGCACAUUAGCAAAUCUGUGUCUUGUCCUAAUUCACUGUUGUAACGCAUGAGCAGAGGCUAGAAGUAUCAUCAGGAUUGUUGUGAAAUUGUUUAAAAGCAGUAGCUCAUCUGCUUUUAAUCAUUUUUUUUCCAUCAUGGUUUAAGUAUAAGCACUGUGAAUGAAGGUAGUCAGGGUUAGCUGAGGAUUUUGUUUUAAUUUUGUGAGCUCCUCUUCCUUUUUUUUAUGGUGAUGCUAAUUGCAUUGGCUAAAGCAGCUAACCAGUUACACUUUAGGAUAUGCCCUCUAGCCAAGUCUAACUUAGACAAUGUAGAUGGACAAGCUUGAUUGUUUGAACAAAAAUGGGAACAUUAAACAUCCAUCACCUUCACUAAUUACAUUGUGAUUCUGCUGUCAAGUGUAGAAACCGCCUUUCAAGGAAAAGCUUGUGACCAUUUUGUAUGGCUUGUCUGGAAUAUCUUCUGUAAAUCUUUUAUGUUUUAGUAAAAUAUUUUUUGUUAUUCUACUUCGCUGUUGUACAGUUUAUUUUGCUGUGGUUUUCAUUUCUCUACUGUGACAAUUGUAUUUAAAAAAUUGAAAUCAGAACAGAAGAAUGUUUUCUCCAGUCUGACAGGUUAAAUAGUAAGAGUAAGAAUUUGCAAUUUCCCUUACUCUUGCUGCUGAUUUGUAUUACUAGCCCAUAUAGUAGGUAACAGCCCAUGCCACUGAAUAUUCCUAAAUUGGCCAAUACAAAAUUGAUGGAGGCUAACAGCAAAUGACAGCAGUAACUGGGUAAAUGUACGACUUCAGUGUUUUGUGCUGAGUAUCAGGUAUUAUAGGCAUUCUCUUUAAUUCUAACUCAUGUCUCCAAAAAGGCAUAUAAAAUACCAGUGUACAGUACAACUGCUUAACAAACUAGUCUGUCGAUAUUUGCUAAGCCACUUUCAAAUAGCCCCAUUUACCAUUGAUCUUUCUUACAAGCCUACUUAAGCUAACUUAUCACUAGAAAGGUUUCUUCAUUUGGAAGCAGUAAAUAGCUUUUUGCUUCUUUGCUCUUACAUUUAUAUAUUUGUCUUUUGGAAGCCCAUUUUAAUCUCUUCAGUGCAACUUUGUAUCCCUUUAAAUGCUCUUUUACUAGUUGCUCUCCACCUCCCCACAAAACUCCAGUAAUGUUUUCUGAUCUCUAAGCUUUCUAUGUGUCCAAUUUAAACUGUAUAAAUGACAGCCUGCAAGUGGGAAUGUAUAUCUAUCUUGCAAUUCACAGUGAUGGUUAUGUAGCCUGUUGGUAUUUUCUGCCUCCCACACUCCUAUUCUAGUGUCAUCUGGAGUUUCUAUAGAAUGUGGUGUAUUUAUUGUGCUCUUAUGUAAGAUGAAGAUUAUCUAUUAAAAUUACAUUUUCAACAUACUAAUGCUCAGUGACUGGUAACUGGUAUUGUCCCUCAAAGUGCAUUGCAUAGUAACAUAUUAAAGCUUGGUUCAGAAUAAUCUAGUUCAGCACAAGAUUAAGACACUUAAAGCCAGGUUUAAAUCUAGAUUUCCAUAUUGGAUGUAGUUUGGCUCACAUUUGUGAUGUACAGCAGAUUUUAGGCUUAUUUAGGUUGAAUAGGCCUCUUUGCUGUAACUAACAACCCCCUAUGUGGUGUUCAGAUGAACAUUUGUGCAGAUUAGUUUGUGAAGUUCUCUUGGUUGUUUGUUGAGUGACUAUAGUUAAUUAAGCAUACAUGUACUCUUAAUUUUACUGUAACUAACUCUGCAUUCAUGUCUUCUGAAUUCUAAAAUGCAUCUAAAGAUACUCAACCCUUUAAUACUACUGUUCCAAUGUACCAAUUGAUGCCUUUAUUAGCAUACUUUGAAUAUGUAACUAAAUGGAAAAAGUACUCCACCAGUCAAACCAUGGUAAAGAAAUGGUGUGCAGUACAUUUCAUUGUGUAUAUAGAGGAGCCAAUGUAUACCAGGUUUUUCAAGUAUCUACUGGUUAGUGUUGAAUAGCUUCGCUACUUCCUUUUUCUCUGUGCAGUUAGACAAUGUAAAUGUGUGGGUAAAUAGCUGAUGCAUCUACAGAUGUAAGAUGUUUAGAAGGACUUGUCCUUAAAUGCUUAUUUAAAAAAAAACAAUUUAGAUGCUAAAAACUUUUUGUGGCAUAACUUCAGUGCUAACCAUGGCCAUAAGAAUCCGGAACUGUGGACUUAAACUCCAAAAUAAAUUCAAGUAAAGUAAGAUCUAUGAAAAUAUUACUUUAUAUUAUGAGAGUCACUUAACAUCUGAACCUUGUGCUUUUUUUAAUGAAGUUUAAAAUGAAACAGAUAUUUUCUGCCUUGUAGCAAGUUAUGCUUGCAGAUAUGACUCCCUUGCUCAUAUUUGAGAGUGUGAAGUUCUUAGCUCAUCUGUACAGUUGCCUGAAUUAUCUGAAACCAGAAUAACAAAAUUCUAUUUUUCAAAUAGUGAUUGAAGAUGCCCUGAUAUUUGUCUUAUCUAAUGCUCAAACAUGACUUCUAGAAUCAUAAUUUUCCACCACGUACAAGUAUGGUUUGCCUUACCAUGAGCACAUUAGAAUUUUUAAUCUUUACUGAAUUCUUCAGUAUGAGUAUUUCCUUUCAUACUUUUCCUUUAGUACUAUUGGUGCUAAGAGCUAACUGGCCUGAAAGCCUGAACAGGAGUCAAAGCUGUGUUUUUCCAUAUUAAUUUAUGGUUGUGUACGUAGAAGACAAAAUUGUAAACCAGACCCUACAUUUUAAUUUUUUUCACAAUAACUAACUUUAGGUCAAGGAAAUACACUGGAAGGUUCUUUGUUCUUGCAUUUAACAUUCUGAAAUCUGAACGGUCAUUUUUAAACAUUUAGCCAUGAUUUUACAUGGAAAUGAGGUGGUGUAUCUAUCCCUUAGAACAACAGACAGAAUAAAUGACUUGACUAUUAGGUAACUUCUGUAGCCUAAAACAGUGAAGUGUUGCUUUUAUAGCUUUCAAGAAAGCGUAUCUCCAACACAUGGUUACUUUAAACGUCUUAAUGGAAUAGUUCAAUUGAAAGUUGUGAAAUUUCCCUCAAUUUAUGUAUGUUCCUACUUGGAAUUAUUUUGAGGGGUACUUUAAAAUGAAAAUGUCUGUUAUAAACAACCUGUCAUGACUGUAAUGUAAUGGACACUUUAAAUAAAAGGACGAGUGGAUUAUUCAUCACAUAUACAUUGAGCAUCAUUUAAAAAGAAAGUGGUCCCUUUUGUCGUAUGACCAUGGUAUUGUUCAGUUUCAGUGGUCUUUAAAUAAUGUCUGUGCAAAAUUAGAAAAUAAAGUUUGACAAAUUUUUAAGUCCUCCA
Pelodiscus sinensis (Chinese soft-shelled turtle) is the source of this 3949-nucleotide messenger RNA. The record is from RefSeq and is a predicted model, not a curated record. NCBI's taxonomy places the organism in Eukaryota, Metazoa, Chordata, Testudines, Trionychidae.